AUGGCACCCGCCGCUAAGUUCAAUCCCCCAUCAGCCAAUCUUCCUGGCAAGCCCUUUGUACCAGAAUGGGUUCCUCCACCAGUCACUCAGCAGAAAGAGGACUUUGCCGAGCUCACUUCCAUCGACUUGUCUCUAAUGGACUCUGAUGAUCCAGCAGUUGUCGAUGACCUUGUUGGGCAGGUUAAGCGAGCUAUCCGAGAAGAUGGCUUCCUGUUCCUGGAGAACUACGGCGUCUCCCUACAACAACUGCACAGACAGUUCGCUCUUGCACAGUAUCUAUACGAGAACAUAGGUAAAGAAGACAAGGAGCGUCUGCUCUUCAACCCGGAGACUGGUGUAUGGUCCGGUUACAAACAUCCAUAUGGGUUCAAGCGUCACCGUGGAACCCCCGAUGGCAUCGAGCAAUUCAACUGGUACAAACCCGACUGGCAAGACAUGAGCCGUACGCCCAAAUGCCUGCACCCGUUCAUGGAUGAGAUUGAAGCAUUCUGCAACUACCUCACCAAAUCCGUUAAUCGCCGUCUUCUGACUCUCUUCUCUCGAGUACUCGAACUGCCCGACGACUACCUCUGGGACAACAUCCAAUCCCAUGAUGGACCCACAGGCGAGGGCUACUUCCGCCAUGCGCUGUUCCGUCCAGUACAGAAGCAGACACAGGAAGCGUCCAAAGGUCUGCGUAUGCAUGGCCAUACCGACUUUGGACUCACGACGCUCCUAUUCUCUGUCCCGAUCUCGUGCUUGCAGAUCUGGGGACAGGAUGAGAAGUGGUACUAUGUGCCAUACAAGCCUGGUGCGCUCGUCAUCAAUAUCGGUGAUACGCUGGAGAUCGUUUCGGGCGGGCAUUUCAAGGCUACCAGACACCGGGUUUUUAAGCCGCCGGUGGAUCAGUUGAACCAAGAUCGCCUCUCACUCGUGCUAUUCAAUAGUUCUCUUGGCAGUCUGCGCAUGACGCCUGCCUACAAUUCGCCACUGAUCCAGCGUGAAGGUUGUGUUGAGGACCAAGGUAUCUACAAAGAGUUCAAGAAGCGCACGUUACAGGGCGAACUGGUUCCUACCAAUCGCGAGUGGCGUGAGAUCCAGAUCGCUACGGCGACAGAUCCUACAGAUACUAUUCACAAUCGUGUCGGCGUGCAUCAAGUCAUUAUUGAUGGGAAGAUCAUGCAUCAGCGAGAGUACAUGGGAGUCAAAGUUGUGUUGCCAGUGUAG
This is a messenger RNA of Alternaria alternata, 1206 nucleotides long. Its product is annotated as Clavaminate synthase-like protein. Gene Ontology annotation, molecular function: dioxygenase activity. NCBI's taxonomy places the organism in Eukaryota, Fungi, Ascomycota, Dothideomycetes, Pleosporales, Pleosporaceae. The transcript is spliced from 3 exons. The record is from RefSeq and is a predicted model, not a curated record. Bases 1 to 1206 code for a protein of 401 amino acids.